AUCUUGACCUUUCUCAAAAGGGCACGGUUAGACUCGAUUAGGCAUUUUAACGGCAUCCAAAUUGAUCGCCAACUCAUCACCGCAUUAGCCGAGAGAUGGAGGAAGGAGACCCAUUGUUUCAACUUUAGAGAAGGAGAGGCCACCAUCACGCUAAAGGAUGUCGCCAUCCUAACCCAUCUGCCCAUCGACGGCAAACCGGUGUGCGUGAGUGAUCAUCCCCCCGAGGAUCGUGACGGUAUGCCCGGUUGGGUUCAUUUCAUCCACAGUCAUUUAGGAGUGAAAGUACCGGUGAAGGGUUGCGUUGAUGCGACCGAUCGCAUGCCACCAAUGAGGAAACACCAAGUCUCAAUUACAUGGUUGACGAAGUAUUUUAGAGACCAUUACGAGAGUCAUCCCCUAACCGAGGAAAGUCCGGAGGAUGAGAAGGAGAGAUAUGCUCGUGUCUAUCUCAUAGGCAUGAUCGGAGGAGUGUUCUUCUCCAAGAAAUCAAGCAAUCUCCUUAGUUGUGGAUGA
Messenger RNA from Linum tenue, 513 nucleotides. The record is from the annotation of a GenBank genome assembly. NCBI's taxonomy places the organism in Eukaryota, Viridiplantae, Streptophyta, Magnoliopsida, Malpighiales, Linaceae.